Messenger RNA from Miscanthus lutarioriparius, 744 nucleotides. The record is from the annotation of a GenBank genome assembly. Lineage: Eukaryota; Viridiplantae; Streptophyta; Magnoliopsida; Poales; Poaceae.
AUGGCAGCCUUCUCUGCGGUCUCCGGCGAGCUCCGCCACCGCUUCCGCAUCGAGUAUGACCACCAGGUCAAGUCCUUCACCGCCGGCGCGCUGGCCUUCGACCAGGACACGAGAAUCUUCGCCAGCUGCAAGGGCCGGCUCAACGAGUGCGGCAUCGGCGUCUGGGACCGCGUCACCGGCGAGCAGGCCGACUUCUUCUAUGAGCAACCCGGGUGCGCCCUGGGCGACGCCGAUAAGCUACAGUGGCUGGACGCCACCAACGCGCUCAUGGUGGCCACGCUGUUCCCCAAGGCGGACAACUGUUUCAUCGGCCUGCUGGACUUCCGGGCCAAGAACGUGUUCUGGUCCUGGUCGGACGACAAGCGCAUGCUCCAUGCCAUCGCCAUGGAGGACGAGCGCUCCGUCUGCGUGAUCAACCAGUACGACGACCUCGGCUUCCUCGACCUCCGGAGCGGCGCCGGCGGUGUGAGGUGCAUCUCCCGGAGCAAGCUGAUGAAUCGGAAGGUGCCCAGCGAGGAGAGCUGCUACCCGAAGCUCGCCACGCACGGCGGCCAGCUCUUCUCGUCGAUCAACGACAGCAUCUCCGUGUUCAGCGGGCCCGAGUACGUGCUGACGUCGACGCUCCGGCGGAGCCACGGCGGCGCCAUCUGCGACUUCUCCAUCGGCGGCGACUGGCUCUUCGCCCUGCACAACGAGGAGAACGUGUUCGACGUCUGGGAGACGCCGCCGCCGCCGAUCAUCUGA